CAUAAAUACACCCCUCCAUCCCUACUUUGUGUAGAGGUAGUUGGGCGAUCGGCAUGGCAUCAGCAUGAGCUCUCCUCCUCCUCCUUCCUCCCUCUAGAUAGAAAGCUGCUGCUCCCAUCCACAGUGCUGCCCAUCCAAACGAGAUGAGACUAAUGACUGGUAGGAGAUGGCUGGGUUCAUCCUCCUCCUCUUCCUGCUCCAGAUGGAGGGUUUCCACAUACACCAAUCACUUGUAGCGCCUCCUUCCGAAUCUUGUGUUGCAGUGUCACGCAGUGAUGCAACGCAAUCGGGAUAGGUAGCUAGCUGGUUGCUGCUAGGCAGACAGGUUGCAGGUGGUGUGUUGUUGUCUCACCUGUCACGUAGACGGUGGAUGGUCAUCAUGGCCGGGAUGCUCCCCGGUGUGGAAUGCGCGCGGCGGCGGCGAGUCCGGCAGGGCGGGUCGUCGUCAGGCGCGGCGGAGGCGCCGUGCGGGACGCGGCGGCCGUCCUUCUGCCUGUAUGCCGGCGGGCAUGACCAUGCUCACCUUGGCUCGUCAGGUUCCAAGGAGAGGAGCAGCGCGUGCAAGGAGAUGGCGCACGCAUGGACGUUGGACAGCAACACCCGGGAGGCGAAGGAGAGGCUGGAUCAGAAGCUCCGGAGCCAGAGAGAAUCUGUGGUCAAGAGGCAUCAGAGCACGGGCACCCUGCGACCCCCGACGACCAAACCACACGCCACGAGCAGCGGCACCGACGGCAGCAGCAACCACUCGGCUACGGCCGCGGCGCCCGAGGCUGUCACGACGACGACGAUGCCGUGCGCCCUACAAAGGGAGGUGUUCUCCAAGAACGGAGGAGGCGCAGCCCGGCGUCGGUUCAGCUGGAGCCGGCUGGGGCGGAGGUCAGCGCCGGCGGAGGAGGCGUCGGAGUGCGCGGUGUGCCUGGAGGAGCUCCGCGCGGGGGACGUGCUGGUGCACCUGCCCUGCGCGCACCGCUUCCACUGGGCCUGCGCCGUGCCCUGGGUCCAGGCCGCCUCGCGAUGCCCCGUCUGCCGCGCCCAAGUCCACCUCGCCUCCCCUAGCUGACCAACGAAUCAACCUGACGCGCGACGUUCCAGCCGGUCCGUUGUUUUCGGCUGGUUUGCUCCGCACGGCGGACCAAGGCAGGCGAUGCGAGACCGCGCACGGUGCUCGCAUGGCACAACCAGGCCAGGGACGCGCGCGCAUGAGGUGGGUGGCCGCGGCAGGCAGGCAGCGCGGGGUGCCUUGUCCCGAGGCGAGGCCGCCACGGACGGACGCCUGUGCUUGUGCGAUUGUCACGUGCCCGCUGUUCGUGUUGGUUGGUGGACUGGUGGUUGGUUGCGGGUGCAUCCUGGUUUGCAGAACGGUCGUGCGGUGCGGUGGUGAGGGGGGAGGCGUCAGAUGGUGCGCGGGGAGGGCCGAGGCCGGCCGGGCAGACGGUGCUGCAGAUAAACGAUCAAUGCACGGAAUACCGCUGAGAUGCAUGCGCGAACCAUGAUCUCACAGGGAGUAAAUUCGCCCGUGCCAGUUUGGACAGUUCAUUGAGGCCACUUGCCCAAUCCCUCCCAUCCUAAAUAUAAGUUUAUUUAGGUUUGUCCUAAAUAAAAAAAUUUAUAUCUGAUCAUCAAUAACAAAAAAAAAUGAUAACAUAAUGUUGAUAUUAUUA
Messenger RNA from Phragmites australis (common reed), 1661 nucleotides. Its product is annotated as E3 ubiquitin-protein ligase EL5-like. The coding region runs from base 371 to 1060 and encodes 229 amino acids. NCBI's taxonomy places the organism in Eukaryota, Viridiplantae, Streptophyta, Magnoliopsida, Poales, Poaceae. The record is from RefSeq and is a predicted model, not a curated record. The transcript has 3 exons.